GCCGGGCGGCGCGCCCGCUCGGGGGCGCGGUCGCGCGAGCGAGGGCGGCGGCCGCCUCGUGCGGAGGAGGUCGCGCCCCAGCCUCGGUUCGGCUGCCGGCGCCCCGCAGGGCCGAUGGCGGUCGUGCCCGCGGCCCAGAUGGAUCGACCGAGGCACCCGUCGCCCGCGGCGCGCGGCCUGCGGCCGCGCGCGCCUGGAGCGGCGCUGGGUGCAGCGCUGCCAUGGCCGCCGCCGCCUUUCAGGCCCGCGGACCUGGGUGGCGGGAGGCUGGUCGUGCGGAACACCUUCUUGCACUUCGAGGACCGAGCGGUGAGGAGGACAUGUCCAUGAGGAGUCUACACACCUCGUGGUCGGCGCCAGCGCUUCUGCCCACGCAAUUGGGCCUGGAGGCGCCAACUGGCGAGGCACGCUUGGAGGAGGGCCAGCCGAGACACCUGCAGACCUCCCUGGCGCUUGGCCAGGAGGCGCCAACUGGCGAGGCACGCUUGGAGGAGGGCCAGUCGAGACACCAGCAGACUUGCCUGGCGCUUGGCCAGGAGGCGCCAACCGGCGAGCCACGCUUGGAGGAGGGCCAGUCGAGACACCGGCAGACCUGCCUGGCGCUUGGCCAGGAGGCGCCAACCGGCGAGCCACGCUUGGAGGAGGGCCAGUCGAGACACCGGCAGACCUGCCUGGCGCUUGGCCAGGAGGUGCCGAUCGGCGAGCCGCCGUCGUCAAUCGGCGUCGAGCGGCGCACCACCGUGGUGCUUCGCAACGUGCCCUACCUGCUCACGCGGGACAUGCUCGUGGCCCUGCUGAACUCGCAGGGCUUCCGAGGACAGAUCGAUUUGGUGUACCUGCCGAUGGACUUCAAGACGAACCAGGCGGUCGGCUACGCGUUUGUGAACGCGGUGAGCGCUGAGGUCGCCAUCCGCCUUUUCGGCGUAUUCGAGGGCUUCCAGGCGUGGCCCAAAAGGAGCGCGAAGGUGUGCAGCGUGUGCUGGGGCACGCGGCAGGGCCUCGAGAGCAACCUCCAUGCCUACGGCAAGCUCACGGUCAUGCAGGCGAGGUUCCCCGAUGCUUGGAAGCCUGUCUUCCUCUCGCAGGGCAACCAGGUGGCCUUCCCCAAGCCCAGGAGGAAGACCGCACGCAACCUGAAGAGUCUCCGCAGCGUUGGCGACGCGCCGCGGGCCUGA
Molecule: messenger RNA, 1175 nt
Organism: Prorocentrum cordatum
Lineage: Eukaryota; Dinophyceae; Prorocentrales; Prorocentraceae
Source: the annotation of a GenBank genome assembly